GAAUUGCAAUUUUUGAUAUAACUAAGGAUACGGUCGAUGCAAAAUUAAUGAACUUCAUUAAUCCGAGUAGCCCGAAUAACCCCACUCAGAAAGCAAAUACGCCUACAUCUACAGCCACAUCUCAACCAUCUUUGUCCAAUGUAGGUGCAAUAGUGGGUGGUGUAAUAGGCUCCAUUAUUUUUGUUAGCGCAUUAAUAGCUAUUGGCAUCAUAUUGUAUCGAAGAAGACACGAAACAAAAAUGUCUAACCCACUCAUAGAUACAAAUAAUCAAGCUUGCUCGGAUACAAAUCCUCAGAUUUACUCUGAUAUAAAUCGUCAAAUUCGUCCGGAUAUAAAUCGAAUUUACUCAGAUACAAAUCAUAAAGCUUUCUAA
Messenger RNA from Cetraspora pellucida, 374 nucleotides. Lineage: Eukaryota; Fungi; Glomeromycota; Glomeromycetes; Diversisporales; Gigasporaceae. The record is from the annotation of a GenBank genome assembly.